UGUUAGGCAAGAAAAAUGAUAGUCUUCCUCAACCUCAUCUUCUGGGCAGCAGCAGGCAUACUGUGCUACGUGGGAGCCUAUGUGUUCAUCACAUAUGACGACUAUGAUCACUUCUUUGAAGAUGUCUACACGCUCAUUCCAGCAGUUAUUAUCAUAGCUGUAGGAACACUUCUUUUUAUUAUUGGACUUAUUGGAUGCUGUGCCACAAUUCGUGAAAGUCGCUGUGGACUCGCUACGUUUGUGAUCAUCCUGCUCCUGGUUUUCAUUACUGAAGUUGUGGUGGUGGUUCUUGGAUACAUCUACAGAGCAAAGGUGGAAGAUGAAGUUGAUCAUAGCAUUCAAAAGGUAUACAACGGAUACAAUGGGACAAAUCCUGAUGCAGCCAGUCGUGCUAUUGACUAUGUACAGAGGCAGCUGCGCUGUUGUGGGAUCCAUAACUACACAGACUGGGAGAAUACUGUCUGGUUUAAACAAACUAAGAACAACAGUGUGCCACUUAGCUGUUGCAAAGCAACUCUCAGCAAUUGUACUGGCAGUUUGACCCGUCCACUGGACCUUUAUUCUGAGGGCUGUGAGGCUCUGGUUGUAAAGAAGCUUCAAGAGAUAAUGAUGUAUGUCAUCUGGGCAGCACUAGCAUUUGCUGCUAUUCAGCUUCUGGGCAUGUUGUGUGCUUGUAUAGUAUUAUGUAGAAGGAGUCGGGAUCCUGCUUAUGAACUUCUCAUCACUGGUGGAACCUAUGCCUAGAGGACAAUGUGAACAACGUGGUUCAAUCUUAUCUCACUUGUGUGGAAGGUGAACGGGCCAGGUCUACUGCAAUAGUUUGCUUGUCCUAAGCUUAGUCAGAGCACACCUUUCACAGAUGAGGAGAGCUGUACUGUACACUGGUGACGGGCAAAGCAACUCAGCUUUACACACACCCAUAUAUACCUGUGACUUUCACUGUUCUAGCCAGCAAUUCAUGUAUCUAAAUGUUUUAAUAUACUAGUAAACUUCCUGAUUUCAAAACUAUUUGCAAGUUAAGUGUAAAUUGGCUGAUGUGGAAGUCAAAGGAUGUGUGCCUACUUUGGUAGAUUACCUCUAAGCAUUAACUGACUGAUUCUUGCAUAGAGAGAUAAUUUGUUAAACCUUCACUACAUGGAACUUUUUUGGCCAAAGUUGUACAAAGGAAGCCAGCUGUAUUUAAUUUGAGAAGUAUUUUAGUCUUGCCCCUCACCAGUGUCAUUUUUUAAAAACACUUAAGUGAAGUCCAGUACUCUUUAUAUAUAAAUAGUAAAACAAAAACUAACCAAAAUCUUAGGAUCAUGCGACUGCAGUUUCGACCUUCAGAGAUCAAACCUUUCGAGCAUUAGUGUUUUAAAAUACAAGCUGGCUUUUCAGGAGUAUAAUGUAUGCACUACUGUUCUAUAAUGAAAUAUUUCAUUUUUCUAUGAGGAGCGGUUUUAUGUGUUGAGUGACCUGUUAGAGUGUAGCUCUUAAACUGGUUUGGAAAUAAUGUAGCCAUGUAGAGUAGCAAAGUAGUAUGUGAAAGUGAUCUCAACUGUAAAUAGUAAACCUGAUUAAAUAAAUCUCUGUAUAUCCGCCCUAUAAUUGUCUGGUUUUUCUAUUUAAGAUUCCAGUGUAUUGGUUCAAAUGGAGUCUGCAAGUGCUGUAAGCUUUAAUGUAUGAAAGCACCUGUUUUAAAUAGAGAUUUAAGUGAAUUCACUUAAGGUUUGUUGGGAACUUGUGUUUAUAUCAGAUGUGUUGUUUUUAUUUGAUGUGGUACUGAAGAAACACAGCAGAACAAACUUAGUUAAACUUAGUGGAAAGUUAGCAGCUUGUGAGCAGGAUUAGGGAAGAAUCUGUAAUUUCUCAACAGUUGGAGAUAAAUACUGUUAUAUUUUAAUUACAUGUUAAUCUGUCCUGUGUUAUUCAGAUACUUUGUCAUUGCUGUUUUCAAAGGUUUCAGUUACCUCUGCAGAAGACAGGAAUGUUCAGAACUUCUACUGCUUUUUCUUAUGCUCUUUAUUAUGCAAAAUAGAUUUGUUCACCCACAUUGAUUGCAACAUAGUGUUCUCAGAUACCCAAAGAAAUGUCAGUCAAGAAAGGGCAAUUCUAAUGUGUGGUCUGCUAAGACCAACGACUUUCUUCCUGUUGCUUCACUAUUGUAAAAGUACACUUGUGGACUUCUGUGUUAAUUUCUAAACAUGGGCUGCAGAUGAUGUACUCUUGGGGCCUACAUUUUCUUAGAAUUGUAUGUGGGUUAAUAAACCCAAAGGCUUCUUGGGA
Molecule: messenger RNA, 2265 nt
Organism: Meleagris gallopavo (turkey)
Lineage: Eukaryota; Metazoa; Chordata; Aves; Galliformes; Phasianidae
Source: RefSeq, a predicted model, not a curated record